Messenger RNA from Chanos chanos (milkfish), 1548 nucleotides. RefSeq names its product basic helix-loop-helix family, member e40 (gene bhlhe40). Bases 282 to 1520 code for a protein of 412 amino acids. Gene Ontology annotation, biological process: regulation of DNA-templated transcription. The record is from RefSeq and is a predicted model, not a curated record. The transcript is spliced from 5 exons. Gene Ontology annotation, molecular function: DNA binding; protein dimerization activity. Lineage: Eukaryota; Metazoa; Chordata; Actinopteri; Gonorynchiformes; Chanidae.
CCCACGCAUACAUUUAACCACGACUGGAGCUUCUUAACUAUUGCCGACUACGCCUGGAUCGCGAGUUGACAACAUCGUUGCCGCGCCGUCCUAGUUAAAGAACAAUCUGGAACACAAAAGUAAAACGAAAACUACACUGCAAUACUGGAUUAGUAAAACGCACUUUUAUUCCGUCGGGAUAUAUGUGCUUACGAUUUUAGCAGAAAUUUCAGGAUUUCCGCAGCUUUUUGGAGGAAAGUAAACCUUUUAUUGUAUAUACGUCAGUGACUUAAAGGAGCGAAAUGGAAAGGAUUACAAGUGCGCAACCUCCACCAUGUAUGGCAAAACACCCAUCGUUGGAUAUUGCUGACAUGCCAGGAAUGGAUUUUACUUUCCCCUGUGUGUACAAACCUCGGAGGGGAAUGAAACGUGGAGAAGACAGCAAGGACACAUACAAGCUGCCUCAUCGAUUAAUUGAGAAGAAGAGGCGCGACAGAAUUAACGAGUGUAUCGCUCAACUAAAAGAUUUGUUGCCAGAACACCUUAAACUCACAACUCUUGGCCAUUUGGAGAAAGCAGUGGUGCUGGAGCUCACCCUAAAGCAUGUGAAAGCUCUCAACAGCCUGUUGGAGCAACAGCAACAAAAAAUCAUUUCAUUGCAGAAUGGCAUGCAAAUAGGUGAGCAGGGCAGUGCAUCCUCAGAGAGCAGUGAGGAAAUGUUCCGAUCCGGGUUCCACUUGUGUGCCAAGGAGGUUCUGCAGUAUUUGGCCAAUCAGGAAAACAUCCGAGACCUGACCCCCUCUCACAUGCUCAACCACCUACACAAAGUGGCGGCUGAGGUUCUCCGGAGUUCCCCCAGUCUUUGUGUGGAAGAGUCUGUCCACAAAGUGCAAGAGAGCAGGGAGAAACCUGUUUGUCCUCAGCCCAAAGCCAUGGAAGUUCACGCGAAAAACUGCGUGCCCGUCAUUCGAAGGACUUUUCCCCAGGGCAGUGGGGAGCAGAGCGGAAGUGACACAGACACUGACAGUGGGUAUGGGGGAGAGCUGGAUAAACGUGACCCCAAAGUCCAGAGGCCGAGCUACUACAGCAAGGAAGGGGAACUGAAGUACGCCCUGACCGAGAGGACAGGAGGGAUCAAGCAGGAGAGCGACGAACCCCAAGCCAAGCGACAGAGAUCUGACUCCUCUGAGGAUGAGUCUCUUUCAGGGCACGACGUGGUCGGAGGUCACGGCAGCUACGUCAGCUUCUCCCCACAUCAACCCCCGUUCUGCAUGCCCUUCUACCUCAUCCCCCCAACAGCGGCAGCUGCAGCAGCCUACCUCCCCGUGCUUGAAAAAUGCUGGUACCCAGGGGGCAUGCCUGUGUUAUACCCUGGCAUGGGUGGUUCUCCACCGGGCUUGUCUCCAGAAAAACUGACCGCGCCCCUCGUCAUGUCACCGAGAGUGGGCUCCCCUGUUUCUCCGCAAACACCUAUGGACUCUCCGGCCCUGCUCCAAGCUCUCAAACAAGUUCCUCCUUUGAACUUGGAAACCAAAGACUGAUUUCUUUUCACACACAUAAAAAAAAAAA